ACACACACAGACACGUACAUAUAUAUACACACAAAACAUUUUAUUUAUAUAUAUAUAUACAUAUAUAUAUAUACACUAAGUACUACUACAUUGUCACAUUGUCUACUGCCAAGUGAUACAAAGAUCAGCGAUGUUGACAUUGGGAUUGUGAUGGCUUGUAUUAAUUAAGAAAAAUCAAGAGAGCCUGCGAUUUUAUUAUGCUAUUGUUCGAAUUGUUACGUGUACGUGCGAGAAUAUAAUGGCUAGAAUGAGAAUAGAGGAUCGGAACGCCUAAGAAGUGAGGAUACGGUGGUGGAAGAAGAUUGGAGGGGCGAGAAGAGAGAGAAAGAUCGGAGGAGGACGAAGAACAAGACGAAGAAGAGGAUUAGUAACAACGGGGGAAGUAGACAGAAGAAGAAAGAAGUAAGAAAGUGCGAAGAGGAGGCGGCAGAGAGGAAGAGUGGGUAGUAAGAGAUGGAAGAUGAGCGAGGAAGGUUGGUACGAAAGUGAGUGUGAAUGGGGAAAAUAUUACAAGUACAUAUAUAGCGAAGAAUUCGAACAGUUUCUCCUUUCUUCCCGCGUGGCGAAGUAAGGAGGGACUAGAAGAAACUUGUUUUACAAAUGUAUGCUUGCGUUGAGUGGGCAUGUGUGCUUGUGGUAAGUAUGUAUGUAUUAUGCGUGUCUAUUCGUGUGCGUGGAGCGCGCGAAGCGCCGCUAGACCUUCUAUUGUUGGUCUAUAAUGUGUACAGUCAGUGAAACUAUUAUUAUUAAGUGUUCGGCAGGUUUUAUGAAAAUCGGAAACGAAACGUUAGAGAUCUCAACGGUUCUGCGUGACGAGGAAUGUAUCUCGCACUUGUUUUGAUCGAGGGCCGCUGAGGACCGAGAUACGAAGCGGAGAUAAAUAGAGAGAGGGGGGGAGAGAGAAGUGAUCGAGAUAAUACGAAUUAUAAUGGGAGAAAACAAGUUAUUGAAAAUUGAUUAGAAAAGAUAUUCGUUUGUAUAGAAAAAUUUGUAACGAUAGCUUCGACAUAGUGAGAAAAUUAGGAUCUAAAUUGAUAUCGUACUAGAAUUUAUUCGGUAGGUUUUUAUUUUCUCUCUCAUUGUUUUCUCGCUUUUCUCCUUUUUUGUUCUCCUUGUUUUAUGUUUGGAGCGUCGAACAGAGAAAGAGAAAGAGAACCGUUGAACGGAAUCAGAAUUAACGAAACGAGUAGAGAAAAAAAGUUGAAUCAAACUUUUAAAAAAAAUGAUUAUAGCUUAUAUAUUGUGUUUCGUCUUUAUUUUUAUCUUUUGUCAAAAAUUUUACGAUUCCAAAUUUUUAUGUCGCGUCGUUCAACACGCGCGACUCUUGCCACGAGCUGGUAGUUUUUCUUCAUUAUCUUUAUUUUUUUGUAAAAAAAAAAGGAAUUAAGAAAGAAACGACUGACUACUGAAUUUGAUAUAUAAUGAUAGUCACGGAUUGAUUUAGGAUGUGUAAAGAGUACGCAGCGUUUAUAAAUGCAUGAAUCACACACAGCACACAUUUGGGUGUUGACUCGUUGUUAUUGUUAGCCUGUUAGUUAAUUAGUAAGAGUUGUAAAUGCGGGCUAUAGUUGGUCCCUGUCCCUGGAGCCCAGACACCCCCUGUUCUGGAGAAUAAUCUAAGAAAAGAAAACAUAAGUGCAGCCUAAAUACCGUUUUUACACAUACCCCCGAACAGUGACGAAAAAGAUACAUAAACGAUACGAGAAAGAUGAAUUCAUUUGUAACGAAGUGACUGCAUAUCACCGUAUUGUCUUAUCGUGUAGCAUCAUCAUCAGCAGCAGCAGCAACGACUAGAAUUAUUAUACUUUGGCCCCGGUUCGAUGAACGAGGGAGGCACGCAGGAGCUGUAACGCGAGAGGAAUAUAGAGCGGCGGCGAGAGAGGUGCGAAUCGUGCAAAUGGAAAUAAUAAAGAGGAAUUUCAAGGAAGCAGGCAACGAGCAAAAAAAAUGCACACACGAUAUAUACCUAUCUGUCGAAAGUUUGAAACAGAAGCGAUCGAGCACUGUAAAAAUGGAAUGAAAUAUCUCUCGUCAUCAUCGAUACACGAUCGGUUACUUUUAAACUUUCACAUCGACCAACAUUUUGUUGCACCUAUCAUUUCUAUUCGCUUAAGUAACUCGAAAUCUAUUUCGUCAUCGACGCGAGUUUAUUACGAUGACGUAUAGCUAAAAUAUCUAACUAUCAAGGUUCCCUCACUUUUACUUCCUGUCCCCAGUCAUGCGACGAUCGUUUGAACGGAAGAAGAAUCUGAUGAGAGAAAACGGACGAGUGAACGAACGAGAGAAAAGGAGUGAGAGAUGGAUGGAUGGAUGGGUGCGAGGAUGAUACACGUUUGGAUGAAUGGACGGAUCAGCUGUUUCAUCCGGACUACGAACGGACGACAGUGAUGAAUCGAGUGACUGAUUCGAGGUGAGUGGAAGCGAGAGAGCAGAGGGAAACAAGACGAAAGUCAGCAGUUGAGCGACAACUGUUCUUAUCCAUACCGAUUAUCAUUAUUUGCCUUUAAUUCAUUUAAACCCCUUCCCCCGUAACCAAUUGUUCAUUUAACGUAUUUUAUAUCUAUCUACCCCUAUUUACCUACACACCUGUAUUUAUAAAAACAUAAUAUCAAGGAUACAGUAAUAUUAAUAUUAAUACGAUACGAUAAGGAUGAUAUUGCUAAUAAUACUGAGUGGGUUUUCGUAACAUAAUAACGUUUCAAUAUAAAUUCUGGUUUUCCUUCGAAAUUGCGAUAAAGGAAAAUUACAUACUUUAUAAUAAAGCAAGCAAGCAAGCAGGCAGGCAGGCAAGCAAACAAGUAUGAAGCGUGGCUUGCGAGGGGAGGACGGAAGAGAGAAAGAGCGAAAGGAAGCGAGCGAGUAAACGAGCGAACGAGUGACCGAGUGACCGAGUGAACACGAGAGAGGAAGAGAGGUACGAAUGGGAAUAAAGAGAAGAAAAGUUCAGCUUGCGGGGGCAAGGAAGCAUAGCCAGGCAAAGCGGAGGCAGUUCACGGUGACGAGACUUUAGACUGAUCUAGGUACUAGCGUUACGAUAUUGGCCCUACCCCGGUGUCAAGGCGCCCCAAACAUUAUCAUGUAUCAUUUACCUUUUGCUAUUUUAUACAUAUAACAAAUACAUUGACCGGUGUGUGGCAGCUGGGGUGCCUGGGGGGUUAUCGGUCGCAUUUAGGAUAAUGCACCACUGUGGCUGACGAUGCUGUAGCCGCGCGCACCUUUUUACCCGGUCGUUGCCCUAAUUCGCGGCACACAUCCUUGGGAACUUGACUCUUUUUGGUUGGCCCGUGUCAGGCGAAUGUUGUGUGAUUUUUGGGUCGCUCAAUUUAUGUUAACAACGACCCAAACACGUGUUUUUUAAUUAUAUAUAAAUAUAUUAUAUAUUAUAUUCCUGCGAAUAUGCAUUUUGUGACGUGAUGUUAUUUAGCACUAAUGAGGAAAACAAAUAACAAAAGUGAACAAUUGUACGAAAAGAAUAGGAAGGAAAAAUGUUUAAAAAAAAGUGGAAAAAAGAAAUACAUUCAACAAACAAACCGGAAGUAUAUAAUACGUAACAGACUAUUCACACACGAACAUAGUAUACGGUUUAUGUUUCUCGCGCCACACAUGCCACGUGUCAGCUCCACGGCUAAAAGUGAACGAAAAGAAAAAAAGGAAAAAAAAAAGAAAUUUCACACGACCAAAUUCUUCUAUCGUUGAUAUAAUUGCGUUUUCAGAUUUAUUUUUUUUUUAUUAUUCAUCAUCUUCCAAUUGCUUUGCUUUUUUUUAUAAUUCCCGCAAUUUUAAAACGUUGUCCUUAAUUUUAGUGUGACGUAGUUGAACGUAAUGAUUAUUGAUGAAUUUAAAACAAUGUUGAAAUGGUUCCUUUUUCGGGCUAGGAGCUUGAUUUAAAGUGUCAAAGAUUUUUGUGUAUGACCAGAUGUAUUCUACAUGUCUCAAUAAACAGUUGUAUGUGAAUUACCUUUCUUAAACGAUGUUUACAUUAUUAUUUAUACGUCGUUAAGGUGUGCACCUUUUUACAGUUUAUGCCGUUCUGACGAUUUGAUCAAUUAAAUUGCAUGCGCGGAUAUACGAUCUUUCGUCUGCUUCGUUCCAGGGAGGCCGUCGAACGAAACUAUUCGCAAACCAGCUGUUCUCACAGUUUCUCAUAGUAAGUUUGUUAAUGAUACAGAUUAAUCUUUCCUCCCACUACGCUGGCGGUGGGAGCAGGGGUGGCCGGCGGUUGCCCUAGUUAGGAGAGCGACCCCUGACCAGCGCUCGAGGGCUGCGCGCAAGAGGAGACGGGAGAUAGCCGCGACCAGCAUCUUUAGCUUCCGAGUCUCUCGGUAUCUCCAGGUAUCUCGGGCCGAUACCUCCGCGCUCCUCCUAAAGAUAGACUCGUUUCUUGCCUGUAUUCUUUUCAUUUUUAGGCAUCCUUCUCAAGAUGCGUUCACCCUCGUGUACACCCACCGCAUCGUAUUCGACCAGCCCCAAGUUCCUGUUCCUCGAUUCUCGCGUUAUUUGAACGUCCUACCCUGUCCGACGAUAAUGAUUUGAUUUCCCGUUCGGAUUUCGGAGUGCCAGCGAUACGAUAACGAAGAAUUAAAAUUAAGGAACGACAAACUGCUCCUACGAAUGAUCUUUGAGUCAUCAUAGAUUCACCAACGUUCUGGUCUAUCGUUAAACUCCUCGUACCUUCGAAACUGAAGAGAGAAAAGGAGUGUAAGAGCUCGAUUCCAGUUGCUGGAGAACAGUUCCAAGAUGAUCUCAGGGAUCGAUUCGCUACUUCGCUCUUCCUGUGCACGGAACAGAGACUGACGGUAUGGUAAACUCCCAGCUGCCACUGUUCACGAUCCCCGUACGAUUGUAUCACGGUUUCGGUCGAACCGAUCGAGCAAAAUGCGAAUCCGUAUACUCAGGAUGCAGCAUGACAUCGAUACUCCGGCAGGUUUCCGGAAAUAGUCUCGUUCCCAUCGUGUUCAUCUUCUCGUUGCUACUCUGUCCUCGCAGCAGCACAGAAUGCGAUCAGAAGUUUAUAAGCACACCGGACGGUCCGACGAAUGGAACGUUCUACGCUCCGACGUUAAUAAAUCCUGAGAAGGAGUCACGGCAAUGCGUGUACAUAUUUUUCGCUGGACCACGGCAAAGGGUAGAGUUAAAAUUCGAUCGGUUCGGGCUUCGGGGCGACCCACCGGCCGGAUCCGCCGUUGGAGAGUUACCUUCUUGCGUUCACGAGUACUUGGAUUUGUACGUGGAGCUACGUUCGGAGAACACCAGCAAGCUGGUAGAAACGCCGUUUGGCGGACGCUUCUGCGGCCCGAUCCCACCUCGCAGACGCGUUUCGCUUUACCAGGGAAUCGCCUUCAGUUUCUUUACCAACAAGAACAUUACGCUGCCGAACCUGUUCAGCGGCACUUACGCCUUCACCAAUGCGUCCGAGUACGAGGUGGGAACACCAGCUCCUAGUUCACCGUGCACUUUCACGGUAGACUCGGAACACAAGCGUAACGGCAGCAUACUGUCCCCCACGUAUCCGGGCACGUAUCCGAAAGGUCUCACGUGCAGUUAUCAGUUUAUCGGGAAGCCUGGCCAGCGAGUACGGUUGGAGUUUCGGGAUUUCGAUUUAUAUUUCGGCGGUCAACAUUGUCCACUGGAUUACGUGAAAGUGCACGACGGUCUGGACAACACGUCGGCUGUGAUAGGGACGUACUGCGGGCAACAACGAAAUUUGGUACUGUACUCGUCGGAAUCGAACCUGUACGUGCUCUUUGUCACCCUCCAACGUACGGCGAACACGCAGAACCGCGGGUUCAAGGGUAUCUUCGAGUUCUCCGAGAGUUUCGUCAAUCUACACUUCAUUACGUCUUUCGAGGGUGAGCAUAUACGGGGAUCGGAGUGCGAUCAAAAGAUAUUGAGCAAGAAGGAGUCUUCGGGGCACGUCGUCAGUCCGAACUUCCCGUAUCCAUACAUACCGAAGGUCGUAUGUCGGUACUUCAUUUACGGAAUGCAAGACUCGCAACACCUUGAACGCGUUCGGCUAGAUUUCUUAACGUUCAAGAUACCAAAAAACGAGUCAGUCGGAGAUCAAGCGUGCGUAGACGGAUAUUUGAAGUUAUAUCUAAAGGGGCAAGAGGCGACCGAUUCUUACGACAAGUUCGACUACGAACUGUGCGGCGUGAACAGCAAUCCGAGCCAAGUGGUCAGCGACGGACCGAGACUCGUGAUGGUCUUCAGCAGCGGUGAGACUCAGGGACACGGAUUCAAAGCACGAUACAGAUUCGAAACGGAAUAUAAGAUACCGGGAACCGCGGCUCCCGAUGGCAGCUGCACCUUCACCUACCGCAGUUCCUCUCGCAAGACAGGAGACUUCAAUUCCCCGCGGCAUCCUAGCAAUUACCCGAGCGACACUAUUUGCACUUACAUCUUCCUAGCGACGCCGAACGAGCAGGUCGCUUUGAUAUUCGACGCUUUCAAGGUCCGGACGACGAACACGAACGUCACGGGUGGACAUUACGGACUGGAAAUAUGCCAAGACGAUUGGUUGGAGAUAUACAACAUGUACCGGGACGAUACGGAAAAGUUGAUAGGUAGAUACUGCGGUGGCACGGCUCCGGGGCCGGUAGAGUCGAAUCUGGGCGCCCUCGGCUUGAAAGUGAUCCUACGCUCGGACUCGGAACUGGUCUACAGCGGUUUCAAGGCGCGUUACACUUUCGAAGUGGCGAAACCAAUUUUCGGAGAUUGCGGGUCGAACAUAAGCAGCCUGAAUUAUGGAAUCAUCGCCAGUCCGAAUUUCCCGGACAACUACGAAGGACCCGCGAGGAACAUGGCGAGUAAAACCUGCAACUGGUUCAUAAGAGUCGGUCCGAAUCAGCGAAUACUGUUGAACUUCGAAUCGUUCUCGGUCGAGGGUGAUCAAUCAGCUCGCGGUUGUCCUGCCGCGGUGCUUCGCAUGUGGCAUUCGGCGUCCUCCACGCCCGUCGAACUGUGCGGCGUUAAAGGCCCGGACACCGAAUGGACCUAUCUCUCCGAGGACAAUAAUAUGCGGCUCAGCUUCAUAUUGGCCGACAAAGCGGUGGGACAGCAAGGUUUCAGAGCGACGUGGACCGAAGUAAGCAUAAAUACCAGCUGCUCGAAUCAGUUUCUCUGCAACAAAAGUAAAUACUGCAUCGCAGAGUCGCUUCGGUGUAAUAACAUUUAUAAUUGUGGCUCGGCUGACACUUCGGACGAAGAAAACUGCGAUACAGUUAUAGAGACGCAUAGUUACGUGAUGCCAGUGGGGUGCGCGAUCGGCGCAGCCAUGUUGAUUGCGCUGACCGUUUGUCUCGUCUAUCAUCGAAAAUUAAAGAAACAAGUACAAACGGUUCAUUUGAACGAUCUGCGUCAACGUAUAGACGAGAGGCAUCGAUGCUACCGAAACGAGAGUCUUCUUCAGCACCAUCAUGAGCAUCAUCGUCAUCACUACUAUCAGCAACAGCAGCAGCAGCAGCAGCAGGAACAGCAGCAGGAGGAAGAAGAGGAAGACGAAGAGGAGGAAGGGGAAGGGCAGGAAGAAGAGGAAGAGGAAGAAGAAAAGGAGGAAGAUGAACAAGAGUCUCGUUACCACCACCGGCAUCAUCAUCAUCCAGAUCAAUCGCAUCAACAACAUUAUCAAGAUUUGACCAACAAUUCGAGGUGUUACUUGGAGUCAUCGAUGAGUCCGCCGAGCGAAAGCGAGGAUGCUAGUAGUUUCAAUAGCAUGUGACAUGCCCCCCUCGCCUUUUUCGAGCUACGAUCACGUCUCAACCGUUACGUAUGCGUCGACACAAUCGCGUAUUGGCAUUUGAUGUCCACUGUGUACCUACGAUCGAGCGGUGCGAUUAAAACGCGUGUCGUCGACGCGUACCUCGAAAUUCUAAACCUCGCGUUCCUCCGUUAGAUUGCUAAACAUAUAUGUAUAGUAUACGACAUGUACAUACAUAUAUUUUUACGUCAGGAAUUCGCUUUAACGGUGUAACGUGUAAACACUAGAGAUUCCGUUCGUACUUAACAGAAAUAUUUUAUUCGCGGCUGUAUAAAAUGUAAGUAGUUGGACAAAACACGCACAUAUUUUAUACAGAGCGAGAGGACGACGACAACGUCUUUUUGCGUAACGGAAACGAAACCAACCGCGAUCCCGUCUUGCGUCUCGAAUGCGACGCGCUUCCAACAUUUUUAGGAGACGUCCGCACGAUUCGGCAAACGAAAAUGAAUCAUCGUUCGAACGAGUAUUUAUCGCGUCACCCGUCAUAAAUGUACACGAAGAAGGUAAAUGCUGCCAUUUAUUUUAUAGUAUAGUCGAAUAAUACAAUUUUAUAUAGAUGAAAAGCGAGUGUAACGACGAGAGACCGUGCCGCGAAACGAAGCGCGAAGGGGAACCGUUGUUCUAAAUAAUUGGGUGGGCCUGCUUCGAAUCGAACGAGCUCGAGAGUUUAAAGAUGAAACGGAUGCAAGGAAGGUAUCGUGUUCGACGCACGUUCCUAGACAAAGUUCACGUACGUGACCUAUCUCGUAUCUCUGAAUAAACGAGAAUCCCACAGAAUGAGAAAUAGAAAUAAACGUUGUAAUUGAUUCA
Molecule: messenger RNA, 8566 nt
Organism: Ceratina calcarata
Lineage: Eukaryota; Metazoa; Arthropoda; Insecta; Hymenoptera; Apidae
Product: bone morphogenetic protein 1
Exons: 15
Coding region: 4799-7717 (972 amino acids)
Cellular component (GO): plasma membrane
Molecular function (GO): protein binding
Source: RefSeq, a predicted model, not a curated record